Arabis nemorensis is the source of this 447-nucleotide messenger RNA. The record is from the annotation of a GenBank genome assembly. NCBI's taxonomy places the organism in Eukaryota, Viridiplantae, Streptophyta, Magnoliopsida, Brassicales, Brassicaceae.
AUGGGAGGAAGCAGUGUUAAAAGAUAUAAGUCCGCUCAUGGUUCUUGUUCACAACCGCUACAAAAGGUCGGUAUUUUACUGUCAAAACAUUUUCUGCUAGUGGUCUCUUUGAUCCAAGUAUCUACUUCCUUCAGGCCAAAACAAAACGAAAAAUUCAGGGAAGAACUAGAGAAGGCGGUGCACAUAAUAUGGAACUGUGGACUUCCUUCACCAAGAUGUGUCGCUGUUGAUGCCGUGGUCGAGACAGAUUUGGUCUCUGCUCUGCAAGUAUCUGUUUUCCCAGAGAUCAUCUUCACAAAAGCCGGAAAGAUACUAUACCGUGAGAAAGGUAUUAGAACUGCAGAUGAGCUCUCAAAAAUCAUGGCUUUCUUCUAUUACGGAGCUGCAAAACCGCCCUGUUUGAAUGGUGUCAAUAGUUCCCAAGAACAGAUUCCUUUAGUCGAUUGA